Paraglomus brasilianum is the source of this 525-nucleotide messenger RNA. Lineage: Eukaryota; Fungi; Glomeromycota; Glomeromycetes; Paraglomerales; Paraglomeraceae. The record is from the annotation of a GenBank genome assembly.
AUGAACAAAUCAGCUAGGAAGCCAAAGGAAGUGGAUGCUAAUAGCUCCAGCAAAGAAGAGCAGACUAGUACUAGAGGCUUUGGAUCUGUUAUGGGACCUGGAGAAUACUGUGCUGUCUUUGAGGGAGCUCCUCUCCUCUGCUCAAAUGUCCUCUUUCAGCAUAGUCAUGCUACUAAGGGGCUUUUUUCUUCUUUUCCCUUUAGUCAUAAUGACUUCAGAGAGCUGGGGCUGUUUGAAACUUGGGAGUCCAAAUCUGAAGAAAUCAAACCUGGUGCCAUAAUAGGAUUGGAAAGCAAAUGCUGCAAAAAACUCCCAACUCUUCUAGGAAAUAUAUCAAUUACUAGCUCUGGCUCUGGCUUGUCAGCAUCAUUGGAUGUUUCACCAGAGGAACUCUCUGGAGUUUCACUAGCCUUGUCAAAAGAAACCCACGAAUCUGCAAAUGGGUCAUUACCAAUGCCCAAAAGAACUCUGGCUUUGAGGUGUUUCAAGGGAUUGAACCAAGUCUUUGCUGUUGUUAUAAUGUAG